AUGCUGCUCACGAAGCUGAUGGGUCCGGAGGCGAUGGGUGCGCCAAGUGCGAAUCUACACUUCACCGAUCCCAAGGUAUGCCGCAACUUCCUCUGCGGUACCUGCCCACACGACCUCUUCGCCAAUACCAAAGUGGAUCUCGGUCCAUGUCCCAAGUCGCACACGCCAAAGUACAAGGACGAAUACCGCAAAGCACUCGCAGCAGGCCAACGCUUCCCCGACUUUGAACGCGAGCACGAGCACAACAUCUUUUCCUUCAUCUCGGACAUUGACCGCAAGAUCGCUGCCAACAAGCGCCGACUGGAGCAGACGCCAGAGGAGCUGGCACGCUUCGCCAACAUGAACCGCGAGAUCUCCGAGAUCGAGACAGCGCUAGCCGCCGUCAUGGCCGAGGUGGAAGCAUUGGGAGAGCAGGGUCAAAUCGAGGAGUCGCUUGCAGAGCUUGCCAAAGCGGAUGCAUUGAAGGAAGAAAAGGCACAGAAGGAGAAGGAGCUGCACAACGCGCAGGAGAACUCGGGCGCAAGUGGUCAUCAGAAGUUGAGGGUUUGCGAUGUCUGCGGCGCCUACUUGAGUAUCUUGGAUUCAGAUCGAAGGUUGGCAGACCACUUUGGUGGAAAGAUGCAUCUUGGUUACUUGAGGCUGCGCGAGAUGAUCGGCGAGUUCGACGAAAGGAGACGCAAUCCAAACGCGCCACCCAUGGGAUUGCCAGCAGGAUCCGCAGCACCGGCGACAUCACAUCAGAGCAAUGGAAGCUCAAAUGGUCGAUUCAUCCCAGCACCAACAGCAGCAGCAUCAUCGCCAGCAACAGCAUCCGGGAUAUCGAACGGCCCAGGUCUCAACGCCACGCUCCCUCAGAGGGAUCGCGAACGAGAGCGCGACUUUGAACGAGAGCGGGAACGCCGAGACCGGGAACGCAGGGACACGCGUGAACAGCGAGAAGCCGCAGACACGGGAGCGGACAGCAAGCGCGGCGGAGAAGAGGGAGAAGUCAAGGAGGAGGAAGGUGAGGUGCUGUCGGACUACAAGCCGAAUCCAAGACCGCCCAUCCAGAUUAAAGAAGAGGAUCGGAAGCGAAGUCGAUCGCCGGCGUAG
This is a messenger RNA of Pseudozyma hubeiensis SY62, 1092 nucleotides long. RefSeq names its product small nuclear ribonucleoprotein. Gene Ontology annotation, molecular function: mRNA binding. The transcript has a single exon. Lineage: Eukaryota; Fungi; Basidiomycota; Ustilaginomycetes; Ustilaginales; Ustilaginaceae. Bases 1 to 1092 code for a protein of 363 amino acids. Gene Ontology annotation, cellular component: U1 snRNP; U2-type prespliceosome. The record is from RefSeq and is a predicted model, not a curated record. Gene Ontology annotation, biological process: mRNA splice site recognition.